Molecule: messenger RNA, 4181 nt
Organism: Heterobilharzia americana
Lineage: Eukaryota; Metazoa; Platyhelminthes; Trematoda; Strigeidida; Schistosomatidae
Source: the annotation of a GenBank genome assembly
GAGUCUUUGCGGUACUUCCGAUUACUAAGCGUGAUGCCAAUUAAGUCGGUUAAGGAUAAGGUUAUGGGGGAAUCAAAGGUGAGGAAACGCAGUGGAGAGUCCUUUACAAAUGAACUUACAGAGCCUGUUAAGAUCAAGAAGGAAAAACACAAGGAUUUGGAGAGUGUUGCAACUAAUGGUUUGAAAGCAAAUAAAUCAAAGCAAAUAAAACGCAAGUCGAAAAAAGAAAAAACUGAGAUCCCUCUAAAAGGAUCUCUAGCUAAGAAAGAGCGCCGUUUGUUAAAAUUGAAAUCGAAGAAGCACUCUGAAGUAGUUAUGAAACUGCUACCCAUUUGGGAACAAUUUCGAAGAAACGAUUCCUCAAACGAAAAACGCUACGAGUCCAUCCAGGAAGUGUUAAAAGCUUCAAAGAACAUUAUACCUGACCUUUGCAUGGCGCAUGACACGUCUAGGAUUUUUGAAGAUUGUGUCAAAUAUGGCACAGAAGCGCAACGAUGGCAUAUUUUUGGUGAAAUUCGCUCACAGCUGGUACUUUUGGUUCAGUCACGUUAUGCCAAAUUCGUUCUAUUAAAAUUGAUAAAAUACGGUGAUAAACAACACAGAUUGGAGAUGUUCAAGGCUUUUCGAGGCAAUAUUCAACGUCUAACGCGACACAAACACUCGUCGGAAAUUAUAGACACAUUGUAUAAUGAUUAUGCUACAGCUUCACAGCGAAAUGAAAUGAUCCAGGAGUUUUAUGGGAAUAGACACGCUCUCAAACUUGGAGAACACGAAUUCUUUAACCUUGAAGACACUUUAAAAUUGCAUCCAGACAAAAGUACAUUGAUUCUUCGUAAUCUCACUGAAAUACUAAUCAAUUUAGUGACAAAGGGUCUCAAUAAAUUCAGUAUUGUUCAACAUCUAUUACUAGAGUAUCUGAAUAGUGUAUUAACUUUGAACAAUACUUCACUUUCUGUUACUGUGAAACCUUCCGGUGUUGAUACAUCCCAGCCUAGUGAAGCUGUUGUACCGAUUAUGAUCGAUGAACCAGUUGAUUGUAAAGAAACAAUUCCUAAAUCAUUUUAUGAUAAUUUUUCAACUUUACUUGAAACUCUAAUUGAUGGUCAGUUGGUGCCUAUGUUGCAUACUCGUGAAGGUGUUCGAACUGCUUUAAGAAUACUCUGGAUGUGUAGUCCACAAAGACGUAAAAUUUUGAUUAAAGGUUUGAAGACGUGUAUACGAAAUAUUGCAUUUAACGAACAUGGACAUCUCUUCAUUAUUGGACUAAUUGAUGCAGUUGAUGAUAUAAUACUAUUACAGAAAACAGUAUUUAAAGAGAUAUUAGACGAGUUGGAGUUGUUUGUUAUGCAUCCUAAUGCCCGUAAAGUACUACUCUACAUGCUGUCUCCACGUGAUCGUCGUCAUUUCUGUCCACAGUUAAUUAAUAGUGUAUUAGCACCGGGAGAUACAAAUGUGUUUACAAAAAAGCUGCUUGGUGUUCGUGCUUUAGAGAUGCGUGCCUGUCAGUCGUUGGUGUUGCCUGGUCUACUUAAUUUAGCCAAAGAGAAAUUAAUGGAAUUGUUUAUCGGUGAUUCAACUAAUGAAGCUGCUCUAUUGGCGACAAAAGAUUUGGGUCGUGUUAUUCUUCUUAGUGAAAUUCUUGAUAAAAGUGCACCUCAUAAUUUAGAUGCAGAUAUUGUAAUUCCGUUGUACAAGAGAACAAAUGAUAGUACACGGAUUCUAUUUGGAAAUUCCACAGUCCUCUCAUCUGAUUUGUCAGCAUAUAAAGUAUCCCGAGAAUUAGUCUUGGAAGAGCUGAUCACCUGUCUACUAGUUCCUGAAUUCAAUCCAUCAGGUGAUGAUGAUGAUAGAGCAGUUCAGUCUAAGCCGUUGGUUAGUCGAGAUGAUUUACGUUUGUCUCGACAUAAAAUGGCUGUAUCAUUGGUUGAAGGAUAUUUGGCCAAGUUGAACAAUCCGGAUAUAAAGUCAUUCACUGGUGGAAAUGAUUCUGAGGAAGACUCUGAAGAAGAUGAAAAGCAUAUGUCAGUCGAUGAAAUUUUCACAGAUCAUAAGAGUAAUUUGAAGCCAUUCAUUGAAAGACCUGAAGGAAAUAUUCUUAUUUGUCGCCUGUUGCAAGGGGAAAAGAAACACAAAGUUUUCACUUUCGGUCAACUCAUUGUGAAAAAUGUACCAAUGGAAAAUUUUCAAUCUUGGAUAAAAUGUAAUCGUACAUGCUUCAUCCUUGUGAACCUAUGGGAACUUGGUGACCCGAUGAUCUGUGAUCGACUCCGAGAAGCCUUAAUACCUGUCAUGGACACUUUGAAGAUAUCACCUUUAUCUGUGGAGUUAGAUAUACAAUCUAUGCGGUGAAGUAGAAUAUUCAACAUCGAUGUGAACACCUUCCUAUAUGGCUCAUUAAUGGUGAAUUUAGACUAAUCAGAUGGUUCAUCUUACAACAUUUAAUAAUUGACAGAGAACAAGAAAAAAUUUACAAGAUUUGAAAAGAAGCUUAUAAAAAGUACAAAUGAACGUCUAUUUAUUUAUGCAAUGUUGAUAAUUUCACUGCAAGGAAGUGUUAGUUAGAAUUUUGUGUUUAAAAAUACUUCCAAUGACGAAACAAAUAUGUUUUGCUCAAGUUUUUUCUAUGUUGAUAAUCCACUACGCCCAAUAUUGUCAAUGUGUCAGUCUCCCACACAUAAAUUGGCGAGGUGGUUAGCCGAAUUACUGAGUCCGAUUCGUAAUGAUUUAUGUAAGUAUUCACUGAAAAAUACGUUUGAACUUGUUGAUUAUCUUACUGAUUUGAAUAUUAAAAAUAAGAAAAUGUAUUCUUUUGAUGUUAUCUCUCCAUUUACAAAUGUGCCUCUAACGAAGACAAUUAAUAUUCUUUGUGACCACAUAUCUUCGAAUUAUCCUUCUUUCCCUAUUCCUUCAAUUUAUUUGAAAGAACUGCUUUUAUCAUGUACUGAUAAGGUUCAUUUCACUUUCGAAGGUGAACACUUUCGGCAAAUUGAUGGUGUAGCCAUGGGGAGUCCAUUAGGACCGUUAUUAGCUGAUGUAUAUAUGUCACAUACUGAACUAAUGGCUCAAGAUCUAAUCACCAAUGUCACACUCUAUAGAAGGUAUUUGGAUGAUAUCUUUGUAAUAUGUGACACAGAUGAGGAUGCCAAGAGGUUGUUAAAAAGGCUUAAUACCAUACUAGAUCAUAUCAGUCUGACAUGUGAGGAAGAAAAAGACCAUCAACUUGCAUUUCUUGAUAUACUCUUGUGCCGGAGGGAAGAUGGAUCUAUAAAACGAUCAAUAUAUAGGAAGUCUGCUUGGACAGGACAGUAUUUGAAUUUCCAUAGUUUUUGUCCGAUGAAAUAUAAGAGAGGCUUGGUAAGAUGCUUGUUCAAUAGAAUCCAACGUAUUUGUACAUCUGAUACGAUGGAUGAUGAGAGUAAGUUUCUGACAGACACUCUAGUGGAAAACGGUUAUCCAUUACAGUUUGUCAACCAUUGUAAAAAACAGUUGACCCCAAAGCCUCGGUCCCGAAGAAAAGCAUAUUUCUUAAAGUACCAUACAGAGGGGAAACAAGUAGUAUGAUAUUGAGGCAGAGAUUAAAAUCUGUAGUCAGUAAAACAGACUAUGCAGCUCAGUUUAUCAUUGUUGAGACGACAAAACACCUGCUUUACCACAAACCUUUCACAAACGAUUACAUCACAUCCUACUGAGUUUACCAAUUUACAUGUAUGUGUGGGCACACAUACAUAAGGAGGAGUAAUCGUUCAAUGCAGACUAGGGUGGGUGAACACAUCCCCAAAUGGCUAGAAAAACAGUUUAACACACAAACUUUGAUAAGUGCAGGUGACAGACAUCCAUCGUCAUCUAUGGCAAAACAUAUUAUUGAAAUGAAUCACAGGGUUAAUACGAAAACAGCGUUUAAGAUAAUAUACAGGAAUAAUCAGGGGCGCAUACUGAAGUUUGCCGAAGCGUUAGCCAUUCGUAAACUUAAUCCCCCGCUGUGUGUACAAAAACAAUUUGUUGUUUCACUUAAUUUACCUUGGUAAUCCUUAUCUGAUUACAUUACCAAGACUAGUGUCACAACCUUUUCAUUUUCACUAAAUUUGACCUUUAAUUUUCAUAUAUAAAUUGACUUGACAAGUAAAUGUGUGAGGAUCAGAUUGUUCGAAAUGUAUUGCGCAAAUACAUCACAUUUUUUAGAU